Oppiella nova is the source of this 1817-nucleotide messenger RNA. The record is from the annotation of a GenBank genome assembly. NCBI's taxonomy places the organism in Eukaryota, Metazoa, Arthropoda, Arachnida, Sarcoptiformes, Oppiidae.
UCGGUUCCCUUGCGGUGAUCGACAACAGCCAACACGCUUUUGGUGGAGAACUUGGAGAGGGUUCGUCUCAAUUGGUUUACGGCCGUCAAUGAGUUGCGUAUAGCGAAGGACCAGUUGAUGGCCGCCAAUGAAGAGAUCCAAUCACUGAACUCGUCGGUGACUCGCGUGAGGCGUGCGUUUGGCAAAGAAGUCAAGCAAAAGGACUACUAUAGACGACAGGCGCUCGAACUCCGCAAACAGAUUCAGUCCAUCAGAGACUUUGUGGUGAAUGGGACGGACAGUAGCCAAGAGACUAAAGACCGGGUACUCUAUUACAUCCAUAUGGACCCCAUCAUCGAGAAGUCGACCGAUUUCAUCGAUGGCAGCAGUGAAGAGGAUCUCAUCGACCAGUCGGCCUAUCAGAUGGUCACCUCUACAAUGGAGCUCAAGACUGUGGUCAUCGAUGAGACUAUGAUCGAUAGUGAAGUACCGCUGAAAGAGCGCUCCAAACGAGACCGAAGUCACAGCGACUCCGACGUCGCGGUCGAUAAGUGCGACCAUUUGGGUCGCAAACAACUGAAGUCGGACUCCGAGUUCAUCGAAGAUUUGCGAAACAUCGCCCGCAAGACGACAGCCGCGAGCGCUGCCGACCUGAAGGCAUCGGUAGCUGAGUUAACGAAACAAGUUUCCAAGAGUUCUGUGGUCUCGAGCGCCGAUCUGGUCAUCAAAACGCAUACAUUCCGCUCCAAAAAGGCACUCAUAGGCACCCAAUGCGGCGCCUGUCACCAGAAGGUCCAGUUCCUCACCACAUACAUGGUGUGUGAGGUGUGUCUGGGUGUCGCUCACGUCUGCUGCAAAGAACGGCUGCCCACGCCUUGCAUACCAUUUCGCAAACAGCAGCCGAAGCAGAGACAGACCUCCCGCAAGAGCCUCGUGAGCCCCACCGAUCACAAGCUUAUGUCGCUUAUCGCCGACUUCGCGCCCGACAUCCGACCGAUGGUGCCGUCCCUUAUGAUUCACGUGUGCAAUGAGUUGGAGGGCCGGGGGCUCACCGACGAGGGCUUGUAUCGCAAGUGUGGCUCAGAUUCUACGGUGAAGGCGUUGAAAGAGAAGCUGUUGAAGGUUAAGACGAGGACCCAAUCGCUGGAGACCUACCAGAGCCACGACCUCACGAAUGUGCUCAAGAAGUUUCUGCGCGAGUUGGACGAGCCGUUGAUCACUCGAGUCCUGUGGCGCGACUUCAUCCGCGCGGCCGACCAGACAACCCGGGAGGCGGUGAACGACCUCUUGUUCGACACCAUGGAUCAAAUGCCGACCGCCAACCACGACAGCCUGGCCUUCCUCAUGAGGCACUUGCACAGAGUGGCCGCCAAUUCGCACGUGAAUCUCAUGGACGCGAAGGCUUUGUCGCGAGUGUUUGCGCCGACACUCGUGGGCUCGUCGGCACCCAAUCUGCCCACUCAUCAGAUGGCCGUCGAAGUGAAGCUCCAGAUCGGGCUCAUGGAGGCGCUGUUCGGCAUACCGGAGGAGGCCUACCAUAACAUGAUAGUCAGCGCUGAGCUGUCGUACGUCCGAAACGAGUGGUCGCCCAACACUCGCAACACUUCUAAGCGGAGGUCACAGCGAGCGACUACCGGUCCCCUAACGCCGCUCCGAAGUAAAACCAUGCGACCCAUUCGCGAGGGCGGCGCCGCCGAACAGCACCUGGAUCUGAGGCCAAUGUUUUAAGUUUUUUUUAUUUCAAAUGGCUUUUAAUUUUUAGUUCAUUUUAUAAAUACCGUAAAUAUAUAAAUAUAGAUAUUAUAAUUAGGCUCUAAAUCUACAGUAUUUAUCACGUG